CCAAAAGUCUGAAUAAGUUUUUUUUCCCUUCUGAAUUAGAGCCUUUGUGAAGAAGAUCGUUCGCGGUUGCUGUUGUACGUGUUGAAAGUGGUCGACCAUGUCGAAGGUGAGGUCGACCUAAUGUAGCAUUCACCGUCAUCUUCUCAAAUGCGUGAUUUCCACCGUCUAAUUUGAUAUAUUGUUGCGUGCAGAAUACCAUUCGGUCGACCUUUAUCUCAACCAGGUUGACCUGACGAGACAAUUGUUCGGAAUUGAAUUUAGGGCACAACACUUGGACUUUUGUACUUGCGAGGUAACGAAAUCAACCCAAUAGGUCGACCUAAUGUGUUUCAAGGUCGACCGUUUCUGUUUGUUUUGGUUGUUCAACCUGAAUGUCGACUUUGGCUUUGUUUGUAUGAUUAUGUUGUGCUUCAAAAGGUCGACCGCUCAAGCUAUCUAGUCGACCUAUCCGUUUUCGGUUUAAUAUUACACUUGCUUUUGUUGGUGAAUUGUUAUUUUCCUGCUGGAUAGGUCGACCUAGGAAGAUCAGAGGUCGACCUUAAAGGUUCUGGUAGUCAAAAUUUGUCUUCCAGGUCGACUAUAGAAAUUUGAAGUUGAAUUAUGAUUUGAAUUUUUCUUUAAAUUGUUUAGACGAUGACGCAUGUUGAGAGACUACAUCACCAUUUGGGUGAACUCAUGAAAGUGUUGAAAGUCACACAAGAGCAGCUGGUGGUGUGUCAAAAACAAGUCAAUGACUAUCAGAAGUCCAUUCGUGAUAGAGUGGAGCAAUUGUCAGUUCGAUUGACAGAUAUGACUGGGAUGUUGUGCACUCCACAUUUUAAGCGUUUGGGCCUAUUCAUUCUCAUUUUUUAUUCACCGAGGUCGACCUAUGAUGUUUCUGAGGUCGACCUAUGACGGCAAAAAUACGAGUUUUGGCCUUCUUCUUCGACUCAUUUGUGCGAAACUAACUGAGGUCGACCUAUGAUUCUUUUGAGGUCGACCUAUGAUGUUGUUUACUCAAAUUUUAAUGGGUUUGGGUUGACCCAUUCUCGUUAUUAAUUAACUGAGGUCGACCUAUGAUGUUUUGCACUCCAAUUUUGGCCUUCUUCGACACAUAUUUGUGCUUGAUUUCCUGAGUUCGACAUAUGGUGUGUAUUAGGUCGACCUAUGAUGUUUUAGAGGUUGACCUAACGUUGUUUUGGUUUAUCUAUACGUGUUGUGUUUAGGUCGACCUGUUUAUGGAGAGGUCGACCGAGUUUUUUUCAUUUCGAAAAUGUGACUAACGUGUAUUCUCGCUCGUUUGAUCGCAGGAUGUUUGGCAGCAAAAAGAAAAGAAAGUCCCAUAAAGUUGCUGCCUCAAGUUCGAAAUGAGAAGAUUUCAACCCCACUUUGUUCCAGACCAAUGAGCAAAGUGACAACUUUGAAGAAAGGAGAAUGCACAACCGCAAGGUGGCUCUUGGAAGGCCAUUGACGACGGAUGCGUUUUCUAAUUUCGAGAAUUACGGGUUUCUAGCACCAUUUGUCAAACAAGAGUGACUGAAGGUGAUAUAUCUGAAUGCACCAUACUAACCAAAAAUGGUACAGUACUUCUACAACAACAUCGUCUACCAGCGUAAUGCAAAUGGAUCCAUUCAUGCAUUUAAAACCUAUGUGAAUGGGGUGGAGAUGCGCAUCACCAAGAAUGCGUUGGCACAAGUACUAGAGGCUCCAAAAGAGGGGAAGAGAAUCAAUUCUUACACUGCUUGGAAUGAAACUCAUUUCUCGAGAACCAAGCAAAUCCAGACGGUAUGUGGUCUUGCUGAAGAGGAAUAUGCUCAGGAUCGCAGUAGGCCAACGAGUUACCACCUGACAGUUCAAGCCAGAGUUCUUCACCACAUGCUUUCCUACAACAUUCUGCCAAAGGGUGGACAUCGGGAGGCAGUCACCUACUUCGACAUGGAGCUCCUCACCAACCUACUGUUAGAUGAGAAGGUGAACUUGCCAUACUUGAUAUUUAACCACAUGCUUACCGUUGCAGAGAGUUCAAACAGGAAUCUCCCCUAUGGGAUGAUCCUGACUUUUCUAUUUGAGCAUUUUCAUGUGGAUUUAAGUGGUGAGGUGGGGUUAAGAAUCUCAAGACAGGAGUUCUAUAUAGUUUUAUCUAUGAAAAAGAUGAGCUUUGACCUCCGUAAUGGUGAGUAUGUCCGAAUAAACAAUGCUCAUGGUGCCCAUGGUGGUGAUGAUGAUGAUGAUCAUGAGGAUGAUGAUGGUGAGCAUGGAUGGCAUGUACGAGUACAUGGGUCAGAUUUCCAGUCAGAUGACUGGCAUAUACGACUACAUGGGGCAAAUGACCACCCAGAUGAGCAUAAUGCAGGUGACCGUGAAUGAGAUGCGAGAUGAGUGGCGAUCUUUCAGCGGAAGAUACAUGCAUCCCACCACAUCCGACUACCAUCAUGCUAGCAACACCAAUGAAGAAAAUGUGGAUGAGGGAGAGAGGGGACAGGAGUAGGAACUCGAAGAUUUUAGAUUGUGCGUUUUUAUUGUUAAGUGGUCAAAACGAUUGUUGAUUGUUAUUCUAUGGUUUUAGUUUUUUUUUUUAUGUGUGAACAAUUAUGAUUUGUGUUUUAUUGUAUUUCUUGUUAGUUAGUUUAGGCAUUAUGUAUGAAGUGAUGAAUCCUUGUUAUCAUUAUUUAUAGUUAUGAUGGUUUGAAACAUAAUUUGUACGAGCAAAAGAACCACACAAAUCGACAUACAUAAGCAAAAAAGACACGGGGCAUAGGUUGACUUUCUUGUAUUCGGUCGACCUCGUACCGGAUUAGGUCGACCUCGAAACCAACAUUUGAUAUUCAUUUUACGUCAAAUGAUGAUUGGACAAAUGGAUAGAACACCUCUCUUCUAUCUGGUCGACCUCUUUCUGUAAAUGGUCGAACAUGUUGUUAAUGACCGCCAUCAAGUGGGUGACCUAUAUACCUUUACGGUCGACCAUGUUGUUUCUGACGCCAAUGAAAUGGCAGACCGAGGUUUUAUUGUGGUCGACCAAAAAUAACAACUUAAACUACGUACGGUUGACCAGAUGAUCUUUGAGGUCGACCGCGAUGCUUUCUCGUGGUGCCCAAAUUAGUCAAUUCGGUCGACCGAAAAAUCCAUGUUACGUUACGGUGACAUGCAUGUCACCGUAGACAUACUCUAAAAGUAUUACCGUAACUCUUAGACUUUCGGAUUCAAUUUCUUUUUCAGAAUUAUUAGAGUAACAUGAUUAUAUAAUAUCACGUAAAAUUCUUUUGUCAUCUCCGUCGUCAUUCAAUUUUAUAGAUUACCUUCACUAAAUUGAUGUCCCCUAGUGGUAGGGGUGGACAUUCGAUUGGUUCGGUUCAAACCAAACCGAAAUAAUGUAUACCGGGUUUUCGAGUUCCAUCAAACCUCAAACCGAAUUCGAACUGAAUUAUAAUUCGGUUCGGUUUGGUUUUGUAUGAAAAACCGAACUUGUGAGGUUAGCUUGUAUUUUUUCUCCCCUAAUGUAAACAAUAAAUAUGCAAUUAAAUGCAUCAUCAAUGAUAAAAUCAAACAUUUCAACACAUAAGUCAUAAAACACUAACAUAAUUCAAAUAUUUAAGUCUCAUAAUAAGUACAAACAUAAAAAUCCACCAUUUGAAACUUGCAAUUAUAGUAAUUCGGAAAAUCGGUUCGGAAUUCGAAAAUUCGGUUCGGUCGAAAGGACCUUGAUUUCCGAAAUAUACCAUUUUCUCUUCCGAAUUCCGAACCGAAUUAAUGUUUUACCGAACCGUAUGCCAACCCCUACCUAGAUAAUUUUUUUUGGUUGCUUUUUUGCAUGCUUUCUCGAUAUUGGAAAAAGUUUAAUCAUAUCAUUUGGCCCUUAUCCUCUAAAUAACAGUAGUCUAGCAAA
Messenger RNA from Linum trigynum, 3862 nucleotides. The record is from the annotation of a GenBank genome assembly. NCBI's taxonomy places the organism in Eukaryota, Viridiplantae, Streptophyta, Magnoliopsida, Malpighiales, Linaceae.